Molecule: messenger RNA, 1037 nt
Organism: Carcharodon carcharias (great white shark)
Lineage: Eukaryota; Metazoa; Chordata; Chondrichthyes; Lamniformes; Lamnidae
Product: unconventional myosin-Ie-like
Exons: 3
Molecular function (GO): protein binding
Source: RefSeq, a predicted model, not a curated record
GCGCUACGCGAACGCGGGUGGCAGCUGGGUCUCCGAUCCUGGGGAGAGCCGGGCCCUCGAGUGGGGCGGGAUUCCAAGAUGGCGACACCGGCCCCUCAACCUCUGGUUUCCGUUCCCUCCAGGCACCCGGUGGAGUUCGGGGAGGGGUCCCGAUGCUGGACCCCAGCUGGUGACCCGGUCCAGCCAGAGACAAAGCAUCCGGCAGCAGAAGAGCAUGGAGCAGCCCACUUUGCCCCGGCAGGGGGCAUGUCCCCGAGCCAGGGCCUGUCCGACCCAACAAAACCUCGAGUUCAUGAAUGUGCCGGAGCAAGGCGUCGCCGGCUUGCAGAGGCGGAUGUCCAAGGAGGUGAGGCCAGUCCCCGGGGGAGGCCGAGCCAAACCGCAGCCCAAAGCCCGGCUGAGGCUGGCGAUGUGCCGGGCCCUGUUCGCCUACGAUGCCCAGGACACCGACGAACUGAGCUUCAACGCAGAGGACGUCAUCGAGAUAGUGAGGGAAGAUCCAUCGGGCUGGUGGGUCGGCCGAAUCCGAGGGAAGGAAGGGCUGCUGCCUGGGAACUACGUGGAGAAGAUAUGAAUCCGGAGGGGACCUGAGCGGACGAGCCGGAUUGGGAAGGGGGAGGGGGAGGGGCGCUGGAUCCGUGGCGUCCCUCUCCCGACGAGGACAUGUGGCCGGCGAGACUGGCGGCAGGGAGGAGGGAAGAGGGCAAGGGGCCCUGAACCUCCGAGAGUCGGGAAAGAGAUGGUCACUGUAUGGACUGCGAGGCAACACCCCCACCCCCCAGCUCCUCUGCCCCGCCCUGACUCGCGAGGCCGAUGUAACGGUCAGCCGCAAAGUCCAGCUGAGCGCGGAGAGCCGCACCAGGCUGAGUGUCCGCCAUCAGAGGAGGAGCCUCUCCUCCCCGCACUCCUCCCACUCCUCACACAAUCCCCGGCCGCCACAUCGUGCCUGCUGCAUCAGUGCCUGCCCCCAUGUUAUCAUUUUUAUUAAUAACAGACAGAGAGAGAAAAUAAAAAUAAUAAUAAUUGAUUGCUGAAAA